GGAAAAGCACCCCGACCACCAAGAUGGGCGACGCCUAUGAACGUGAACAACAAAACGACGCCUUCCUUAAAUCCCUCGCUACGAAAGCCUCCAUCUUGAAAUCCGUCACCAUCGAUAUCCACGAUAAUGCCAGGGAUCAGGAAACGUUGGAUCAUUCGAACCAAGUCUUCUCCUCCCUCUCCACGGGCCUGAAAGGCAGCGCAAGCCGCCUAACUCGCAUGGCACGGCAGGGCGAUACGGUGGCGGUGCUGAAAGUCGCGGGCAUUGUGGUCUGCGUCGGGGUGGCGCUUUGGGUUAUUCUGGGGUGGAUCUUUUGA
This is a messenger RNA of Aspergillus steynii IBT 23096, 317 nucleotides long. Its product is annotated as SNARE domain- containing protein. Bases 24 to 317 code for a protein of 97 amino acids. Gene Ontology annotation, biological process: intra-Golgi vesicle-mediated transport. NCBI's taxonomy places the organism in Eukaryota, Fungi, Ascomycota, Eurotiomycetes, Eurotiales, Aspergillaceae. The transcript has 3 exons. The record is from RefSeq and is a predicted model, not a curated record.